AUCUCUGCCAAUCCCCUCGUGUUGACAAAUUUAUUAGUCAUAUUAUAUUUAUCGUUAUAAGCAGACGAUCUAAGACUUACUAAGUCAUAUUAAGCAAAUUAUUCGAGAGAACAGAUAAAAAAGUACAUAAAUUAUUGAUGAGGUUUGCUAUCUUUUCUCAUUACUUUUUAGCUCAUCGGACAUUCAUCUUAAUUAAUUAAUUCGCGACGGCGCCGAAAAGAACGACAUAAAGAGGCCGAAUAGAAAGAGAGAAAACAACGGAGACAGAUUAGAUUUAGAUCGGAGAUUGGUUUCUCACGGCACGACGAAAGCAGAGACGAAUGUAUAGGCAGAAAAAUCUAGGACAGUGAAAAUCAGCUUGUGUAUCUGUAAAAUGAAACGAGAGCACCGCGCGAAUUGAUCGCCAGUUAGCAAAAAAACUCCCGCAAGAUGUGAAUCCAAAGGGUGUAUUCGCCUGCAAUGAACUUGAUUUAAAAGAAGUCCAGGUCUAUGGAUUUGAUUACGAUUACACGCUGGCCUGUUACAAGCCAUCCAUGGAUUAUUUGCUUUACAAUCUGGGACGCGACAUGCUCAUUAAAAAAUAUAAGUACCCAGAGGGAAUUGCCAAUUUGGAAUAUAGAGAAGAUUUCGCCGUCCGCGGCCUCCAUUACGACAUCGAAAAGGGUCUCCUGUUGAAGCUCGACAGCUUCUUGCAAAUUCAAUUGGGCGCCGUUUAUCGUGGUUUGCAUCCUGUACCCGACGACGAAGUCCUCCGAAUCUACAAAAAUAGAAUAAUACCAAUAGCUUACGUGGAAGCUUCAAACAAACACUCUAAUGAUGCUAUACAUCGCGCGAAAAUGGUUCAAUUAGCUGAUUUGUUCUCGGUGCCGGAAAUGGGUUUAUUAUGCAACGUUACGGAGUAUUUUUUACAGAAUCACAUUGAUUAUCAUCCAGAGAUAUUAUUUAGAGAUGUUAAGAAUUCUGUGCAAAGCUGCCAUCCUAUAAUGCAUCAAAUGGUGGUGGAAAAUGUGUCCGAGUAUCUAGAACAAAAUAAAGAUUUGAAGAGAUUUUUUGAUCGACUUCGAAAAGCCGAUAAGAAAAUGUUCUUGGUCACAAACAGCCCUUUUCAUUUUGUUAAUAAGGGUAUGCAAUUUUUGGUCGGUGAAAAUUGGAAAGACUAUUUCGAUGUAGUGAUCGUUCAAGCGAGAAAACCAAGAUUUUUUACCGAAGAAACGCGUCCUUUGAGAAUUUACGAUGAAGUUAAACAAACGCAAUUAUGGGAUCGAGUCACUAAACUUGACAAGGGUGUUAUAUAUCUUGAAGGAACAGUUAAACAACUUCAAGAUAUGACUGGAUGGCGAGGACAUCAAGUGUUAUACUUUGGUGAUCAUCCGUACAGCGAUUUGGCGGAUGUAACUUUAGAACAUGGUUGGCGAACGGGUGCAAUAAUCAAAGAAUUAACGCAUGAAAUCGAAACCUUGAACGAUCCAAAAUUCAAAGAAAACGCUAACUGGCUUCAGAUGUUAACUGGUGUAAUCGAGGAACAUCAAGAUUACGAGGGGCUUGAAGUACAAGAAGAGCUAGACAGGUGGAUAAAAGAACGGGACAAACUAAGAAAUGAAAUCAAAUCUGUCUUCAACAAACAAUUCGGUUCAGUAUUCAGAACAUAUCACAAUCCUACUUAUUUCUCUAGAAGAUUGUUCAGAUUUGCUGACAUCUACAUGAGCACGAUCACAAAUCUCUUAGAAUAUUCCACGAGUCAUACGUUUUAUCCUAGAAGAGGUGUAAUGCCUCAUGAAUAUACUAGUUACUUUAUGUAAAGUGUCGGUAUUUUUAAAAAUAAAUACUUAUUAUUCUUACGCGAGUAAGAGACGCUUUUAGAGCGUACAAUCAAAAUAUUUUGCAUUAAACGUCGAAUCAAUAAUAAUAGUAUUUUCAAUCAUGGAGAAAGACCGAUCUAUUUGAAUCAUAAUAUAGAAAUUUAUUUCGAAACAAUGAGAGAUGCUUGCACAUCAUACAAAUACUUCCGUCUUAUUAAUAGGUAUAUAUAUGCAUAAUUACACACACACAAUGCAAAUCUAUAUCGAUCAACGUUAAUAUGCUUUUACAGUCGCGUAGUUACAACUAAUUUGCAUUGAAAUGUAAUGUAUGUAAACGCGAUAAAACGAGCUAUAUAGAUUACGAAGGCUCUUACAUUAUUAUUAUUAUUACCAUGACAAUAGCCAUAUUAUGUAAAAUGAAGUGAUAUAUCACAUUGUAACGAGUAAAAUGCAUAGAAUAGGAAAUGAAGUAAGAGCUGUAGGCAAGAGAGAGCAGCUACAAGUAAAGUAUUAUUGAAACUCAUCAGAUAUUUUAAGAAUCAAUAACUACUACAGUUUAUUGUUAGUAAAUUAUAUAAGAAGAGAUAACAUAUUUAUCGAGCUUUUGCGCGAUAGAUAUGGUUUUUAAAAAAAAUGCCAAUUUUAUCAUGUUAUUGAUAUUCAAUUAUUUUUGCAAUGAGAUUUAUAUUUAUCGUUAAAGCAUAAUAAAUUUAAUAUUUAACUUGUAUAAUGAAUAUAUUUAUGUACAUAAGCAGAGAGUACAAAUCUUUCGCGCGCGCACGAAACUUAUCCUCCGGGAUUUACAUAAAGUGGAGAGAAUUGAAAUAUAUUAUUAUUAGCCUUCUAUUUAAGUUGCCAUAAAACUUUUUUAUUUUCUUUUGCAUGGAAAUUAAUUUUAAUUUUCAUGAGGAUUAAAACUAAAUUUUCGAUCAAUAUUUGUAAAUAUGCCAAUAAAAGAGGCUAUAUUAUUUGUUAUAUUCUAAAAGAAUGAUUUGUUAUACACUAUACUCAUCAAAUAUAAUUGUUAAGAUAAUCUAACAUGUUCAAACAUUUUAGUCAUUAAUAAAUCAAAAAAACUGCUGAUUCCUAUAAGAAUAUAUACAUGUAUUUAUCUAGUGUAUUUGUAAACUAAAUGUAUUACACUGUUAUCAAAUAUACCUUUAUUUUCAAUAAUAUAA
Cataglyphis hispanica is the source of this 2977-nucleotide messenger RNA. It is a transcript of the gene Nt5c, whose product is annotated as 5'-nucleotidase domain-containing protein 3. Gene Ontology annotation, molecular function: 5'-nucleotidase activity. The record is from RefSeq and is a predicted model, not a curated record. The transcript is spliced from 8 exons. NCBI's taxonomy places the organism in Eukaryota, Metazoa, Arthropoda, Insecta, Hymenoptera, Formicidae. Bases 534 to 1799 code for a protein of 421 amino acids.